This is a messenger RNA of Manis javanica (Malayan pangolin), 1364 nucleotides long. The record is from RefSeq and is a predicted model, not a curated record. Lineage: Eukaryota; Metazoa; Chordata; Mammalia; Pholidota; Manidae.
UCAUCCAUAGUCAAUAUAAUGGAAAAUUCUGGGCCUUAUGACUCUUUUCAACAUGAGCUCGAGGAUUACAUUAGAAAGCAGAAAGCCAGAGGAUUACAGCCAGAGGUUUGCUUUAGAAAGGUGACAGAAGAUUCUGCAUACCGAGCCCAGGGCCACACUGCAUCCCAGCCUCUAUCACCGGAGCAGGGACUACUUCUCAGAGGGUCCCACAAACACCCCAGUCCCUACAAAAGGCUGAGGACCGUGGGAAGCUGGUUACCCCCAUGGUCCAAAGCUCAUCAAUCCAGACAACGACCAGAAUCUCUCCACCCUUGUCAGAAACCACGUGACCACUUCUUCAGAAACCCUUGGCUCUCAAGCCCACUGGUGCAAGGAGAGGCUGACAGCCGGCCCAGGGAGGAGGGCACCAGCCUGAGGCAGGUAGCAGAUGCAGCCCCAGGCUGGAAGAGGAGGUCCUGGGAAGGGGCAGGAGAGGGACAGGACGACCAGGAGCAGGCCGGGUGGAAUAGGAAGCACCGCUGUGAUGGAGAUUCCCACAGAGACAGCAGAAGGGCCGAGGUGGAGCCACUCAGCACAGAGGGGCCCAGACACAGAAACAACAGCAACCAAGGCGGGGACGCCACAAAGGACAGAAGAAGGUCCCCGAAAGAGAAGAAGCGACCUGGCAAAGCCAGCACGCAGGAGAUGGACUUGUGGGAUGAAGCUAUCCUGGGCAGUUGUUCCUGACCUCGGGGAUUUGGGAUCCCUGGUAUUAAAUGAUUUGGACCCAUUGGAAAGGCUGAAUUAAAUGACACUGAAGCAAUGUAGCGGCCAUCACUUUGAAGAAAAUAAAAUGAGAUCUCUACCUCACACUCUGUUCAAAUAUAUAAAACCCAGAGGUUUAUGUGUGAAAACUAAAAUAUAAAACUUUUGGAAGAAAAUGUAAGAAAAUAGUUUUUAAUCUUGGAGUAUUAAUGGCCUUCCUGAACAAGACACCUCAACCAACAGCCAUAAGAGAAGAAAACAUAGUAAACCUAGUUGCAGAAACACUUAAAAUCUGUGUUGCAGAAGAUUUUGUUGUGAAUUUUUUUAAAAACAGAAAUUAAAAGAUAAGUGUUGUACUUAGCAUAGAACAGCUCCAGGAGGUACACAAUACACUGAAUUGUGGGCUCUAGAGGGAAGAUUAAGUGGGUAGGGGGCAGAAAUGACAAGCCAACUGAUGUUUCAAAGUGUGUGUUUCUGUUCGAAUUUUGUCCUAUACGGGACUGUUACACCUUUUCAAUAAGAAUUUCUUAAAGGGAAGCAACAGACUUGUAAAAAAUAUCUGCAACACUUUGUAUUAAUAUCUCUUUUGCCAAUUAUUAAAUUAUUGCCUUGAGCUCCAA